AUGAAGUCAACUGUAUCUGCAAAUGAAACAGGCAUUGAAGGAAGAAUUCAAGAAGAGGAAGAAGAGAGAAUACAAAAAAUUGGGCGAAAAGGAGAAACGACAUAUAUGGAAGCUUCAGUAUCACCAUCAGCUGGCACUGGGCUGCCUGGUCUUGGUCUAUCGAUGACACCCUUCUCUAUACCUGAAUCUUCAGUGUCGAUGAAGUCAACUGUAUCUGCAAAUGAAACAGGAAUUGAAGGAAGGAUUCAAGAAGAGGAAGAAGAAAUGAAAAGACUGGGAGAAAAGGGAGAAACGACAUAUAUGGAAGCUUCAGUAUCACCAUCAGCUGGCACUGGGCUGCCUGGUCUUGGUCUAUCGAUGACACCCUUCUCUAUACCUGAAUCUUCAGUGUCGAUGAAGUCAACUGUAUCUGCAAAUGAAACAGGCGUUGAAGGAAGGAUUCAAGAAGAGGAAGAAGAGGAGGAAUACAAAAAAUUGGGUGAAAAAGGAGAAACGACAUAUAUGGAAGCUUCAGUAUCACCAUCAGCUGGCACUGGGCUGCCUGGUCUUGGUCUAUCGAUGACACCUUUCUCUAUGCCUGAAUCUUCAGUGUCGAUGAAGUCAACUGUAUCUGCAAAUGAAACAGGAAUUGAGGAAAGAAUUCAAGAAGAGGAAGAAGAAAUGAAACGACUGGGAGAAAAGGGAGAAACGACAUAUAUGGAAGCUUCAGUAUCACCAUCAGCUGGCACUGGGCUGCCUGGUCUUGGUCUAUCGAUGACACCCUUCUCUAUACCUGAAUCUUCAGUGUCGAUGAAGUCAACUGUAUCUGCAAAUGAAACAGGCAUUGAAGGAAGAAUUCAAGAAGAGGAAGAACAGGAAUACAAAAAAUUGGGCGAAAAAGGAGAAACGACAUAUAUGGAAGCUUCAGUAUCACCAUCAGCUGGCACUGGGCUGCCUGGUCUUGGUCUAUCGAUGACACCCUUCUCUAUACCUGAAUCUUCAGUGUCGAUGAAGUCAACUGUACAGUAUCACCAUCAGCUGGCACUGGGCUGCCUGGUCUUGGUCUAUCGAUGA
Messenger RNA from Brugia pahangi, 1053 nucleotides. NCBI's taxonomy places the organism in Eukaryota, Metazoa, Nematoda, Chromadorea, Rhabditida, Onchocercidae. The record is from the annotation of a GenBank genome assembly.